CACGUCUCCAACGCGCCUUUCCUCCGCGAACGAUGAACCAGGCUUCCGCCCAACGACGCAUUACAGACGGCGUUGCUGGCCAUUUCCACACGUGGAGACGCGUGGUCAGCACGUUCCAGCACUAGUUCCAGUCCUCAUCAGCAAUGGCCGCCGCCAGUCCAUCGGGAUCGACGACAUUCUUCACUCCGACGACGCUAUGCUUCACGAUCGCGUGUACUGUAUUUUCUAUUGUGGCGAUCUCGACAGUCAUACGGCAGAAUAGGACGUCUGCGGAGGGUCGGAAUGAGAACGUGAAAGACGCGACGCCGCAAAGGCCGAAGAGCCGGAGGAGAAGAGCUGUGGAUAGUUUGUAUGUUGUGAAUGAGCGGUCAACGGCUGGCGAUGGGGAUAGGUACGGGAGACUUGCGGCUCUUGUGUCGCUGACUGGGAGUGUGAGUCAAGAGGCUGCGGCAUUGGGUGCUGCUGAGCUUUUGGGCGAGUUAUCGCUCCUCAUAAGCGUGUUGUGUCGAUUGCAACAAGACGUUUUGGCAAGACUGGAUAGAAUCACGGAUACCGCUGGACUGGCAGCUUGCUUUGACGCUGCGACAAGCUCCAUUGAGACCAGCCUAGUCUCUGCUAGCACUGCCAUGCGAGAGGGUACAUGUUCCGACUCAGAUGCACAGCAGACAUCGCAGCAGCUGAAGGCGCAGCGAGGUGUAUUGGAGUUCUUGGUGAAGCAAUCAGAGACAGUACCACCCACACCACCGCCAGAGAAUAAUCUAGAGGAGCAUCUCCAAUCUGGCUGCAGUACACCCAGCCUAUUGCCCUCGCCUGCUUUUGACGAGCACACUGGCAUUACUCCCGCCGUGGACUACAAUUGCUUCGUUGACCCUCCGCCACAGUAUAGUCCACCACGUGGAACUAGCUCGAUCGUCGCAGAUCAGAAGGCCGAUAUCAAGGAAGAGAGUCAAUCUCCAGCUCAUACUGCCGAACCUUUCAACGCAGACGCCUUAUUCAAUGCUGUCAAUACGAACGACUUCGAAACAUUAUUUGAGCUGCUCUCCUUAGGCGCAGAUCCUUCAGCCACUUUCGGAGACCUACGAAGAACACCACUACACAUCGCAGCGCAUCUGAACCAUGUUCAAAGCUUAGCAGUUCUGCUCAAGAAUGGGGCCGAGCUGAGCACCGAGGAUGCCAAAGGCGACACGGCAUUGCAUCUGGCAGCGUGGGCGGGCAAUGUCGAGGCCCUUUCUUUGCUCCUCACUCAUAGCGACGAAGUCGACUUCCUGUCCGGCCGCGAUGGGUACAGUGCGCUUUGGUGUGCGAUCAGCGCAAGCCAAAUCGAUGCUGCCAGACUGCUCCUGAAGCAUGGUGCGCGUGUAAGCUUGCGGUCUGCCUCAGGUGGAGGAUUGCUGCCACUUCAUCAGGCUGCAGUGACGGGGCAAAACGCCAUGUGCGAGCUCCUGCUGGACCGAGGAGCCCAAGUGGACUGUUUGGAUGACUCUGAAAAUACGCCUUUACACUAUGCUGCCGCUGCGGGAUCAGUUGCGAGUGUGAAAGUGCUGCUUCGGGCUGGGGCAGAUAUCGAAAGUGUCCAGAGCUAUGGGCUCACUGCUGUGCACUGGGCUGCGCAUAAAGGUCACGCGGAUGUCCUCGGUGUGUUGCUGGAUCACGGCGCAAACAUCGACUCGAAAGCAAAUGAGGGAGCAACGCCGUUACAUCUGGCGGCGAAUCGAGGACAUGUUGCAGCUGCGAAGAUGCUUUUGAGCAGAGGCGCUGAGCGGAGGCCAGGAAGUGCCAGCUGGGAUGGAGUGGAGGGAACGCCAGCUGAAAUGGCGAAGGCCAAAGGGCACAGUCGGCUGGUUCGAUUGCUGAGAUCGUGAUAACUGUACAUAACAUUCACGAAUGAUACGACGA
Molecule: messenger RNA, 1896 nt
Organism: Cercospora beticola
Lineage: Eukaryota; Fungi; Ascomycota; Dothideomycetes; Mycosphaerellales; Mycosphaerellaceae
Product: ankyrin repeat domain-containing protein
Cellular component (GO): cytoplasm; nucleus
Molecular function (GO): protein binding
Source: RefSeq, a predicted model, not a curated record